CUUGUGACUACGCAGUCGUUCUUCUGACUCAUGAACCUGCAGCUGGGCAAGACGGCGGCUAAAGCCGUCUUUGGGCAAGCUGUCGAGUCGUCGAAGAACGUCAUCUCAAGGAUACGCUUCGCCAAGGGGGACGAUGACAAGGAUCAAACAGGAGAGGAACCAGCCGCCUCACCCGCCGCCGCCGCAGCUGCUGCUGCGGGUACAUCCGCCCAUGCAUCCAUCGAAGCGCCCACCAUCACUGAUCUGUGCUGCUUGCAUGUUUGUCAGCGGCCCCGAUAAGAAGCAAGACCUGCGAGGAAGAGGGCGAUACCGUUGAUCUCAAGGCGACUGGCGCGGAGGGCACGAGGCCGUGAUCGAGGGCGAGGAGGAGGACGAGUCAGCACAAGCCGACGACCGUGACCGAGUGAUCACAGAGGAGGAGUACCGCCAGCUGCGGAAGAAGAAGGCGCGGGAGGCCCGGUCGAGGAAUGAGGGGCAGGUGGUGGCCCUGCCGGCCGGGGACUGGGGCGAGGACAACCUAAGGGGGGAUGGCUCGGAGGAGAGCGAGAAGCACUGGCGGAUACUCAGACGAUUCAAGUGCCGCAUCUGGAACAUUCGGCUGGAGAACUUGCUCGAGGACACAAAGACGCAGACGCUCUUCCUCGGUCAGUGCAAUCUCUCCUCGCCCCCUUUCUGUCUAUCUGCAUGUGUGUGUGUGUUUGUCUUUGUCUCUUGGCGAGCAGCCUUCACGAUUGGCGGCACCUUGGAGGAGUUCCGUGUGGUGAAUUACAAGGGUGAGGAGCGGGCUGUGUGUGAGGGCUACCCCGGCACCGUGUUCAAGACGCAUCACGCUGAUGUCAAGGGUGCGUAGUUGGCCAGAGGGGGCGUACACAGCCGAAUCCAAUGAGCAACAGACAUGGGAGCGCACCUUCCACUUGCCUGUCUGUCCCUGUGUGGUGUGAUAUGUGCACUACUGCAGGCGGUGAGACGAUCGAGUUCACGACUAAGCCCGACCUCGAGUGGCGGGGCUCAUAUAUCGACCUGGAAAACGUACACACACACGCACACACACACACAGACAGACAGACGGCAGCAAUGUACUAAGGGCAAGUGACACAUACUGUGUGUCUCCUCUGGGUUGUAAAGGAGUGGCUGAGCAUCGACGUGUGGAAGCUCCAGACCCGGGCGGUGAAUCAGCUGAUUGGCUCGCAGUCGGCGUCGCUCUACACCUUUGCCACGGGGUGGGUGGAGCAGGCAUUCACCUUUGAGCGGAUCGUCAAGAAGAAAUCCGUGCCAGCGUACAAAGUCAGCUUCCAGGUGAGUCAGGCUGACUGACUGACUGAGACAGACAGGUCUGCCGGUUCUCUCUCUGAGCAGAUAUUGUUCCAAGAGAUAUACGACUUUGAGCUGACUCUCUGCGACUGGAAAGUCUCCAACCUCAUGCCCCUAGACGUACGCCAACACAGAGACAGCAACACCCGCCCAGAGACAUCCAAAGUGUGUCCGUCUGUCCGUCAUCAUACAGACGAUGAAGGACCUCAUCCAGCGCAUCAAAAGAGGGGACAUCGACAGCACCGCCGGCAAGAAGGAGGUCUUCUCCCCACUGAGUGACACCAAAGGCGACGACGAAGAGGGUAUGGUGCCAAGACAAGCGGCCAAGAAGGGCCAUGGGGAGGAAAUGGACGCCAUUUUGAAGGGCUUCGACCUCGAGGGCGACGGAGAGGUCGGUCGGCGGCCCGGCGGGAGGGGUGAUGGGCCAGAGAGUGAGGUGGACACGCGGCUGCUGGUGGAGGUGGUCAAGACGGACCCCAAGAUGGUCAUGAGGAUAGCGCCUAAGGCUGAGAACAUGAAUGUGAUGCGAGUGGAGACCAUGCCCAGGUGAGUUGAAUCUGCCCACGUGCCUCUAUGUGCGCGUGUCUAUGUGCGUCUAUGUGUGUGUGUAUGUCUAUGUGCGUCUAUGUGUAUGUGUAUCUGUGUGUGUAUUUGUAUGAAGGUACAACACAAACAACCCGUCAUGGGAGAUGCUUGGGUGUCUCUACUGGAGGUAGGUCCGUCCGCCAGAGGAGAAGAGAAUGCACAGUCAGUCCUUUCUGAUGCCUGCCUACCUGCCUGCCUGUGUGCGCUGCACAGGGGCACUCCCCACGACUUGGAGAACGAGAGUCUCGAAGUCCGUGUCAAGGACACCUACAGGGCCAACCAAGUUAUCGCAGAGGCCAAGAUCCCCCUCAAGGGCAUCCUCGAGUACGCCCAGAUGGUUCGCCUCCCAGGUGACUCUGCUCGACGAGACGCGGCUCGACGGGCUGGACUUCGGGCGUGUGGAGGGCAAGGUGGCGGUGGAGAACAAGCCGCGCUACCGGCAGAUCGGGAGUGUCAUGGAGAUGGACAACGACAAGAUAUACGUCAUUGUCAAGGUCGUGAAAAUCGACCAGCUGCACACGUCAGACGAGGCCGACCACAUCGACUCGUAUGUUGAGGUGACUUUCGACGGCAUGGCCAACAGGUCCCGCCACGUGGUGGACUCCCUCAGCCCGACCUACCAGCACGAGCUGUCCUUUGUGGUCAACCUCCGGAACACGGAGCGGAUAAGCGCUGAGGAGGUGCAGAACAAGGGGCCGGUGCACAUCGACGUCUGGGGCAACAGCACGGGCGACGUCAGCAACGAGCACCUUGGGUGGACCACCAUCUACUUGAAUGAAGUCCUCUUUACGCCUGACGGCAAGGUGGGGUGGGUGGGCGAGUGAGGCGGUCGAUCUGUCGACAACACGGAUGUGUGGCCUGGCCUCGUUUGGCUCGUGUUUGGUUUGCAGCCUCGCGAGAUGGAGGAGAGGAAGUUCUACAACAACAUGACCAGGAACGAGGAGGAGUACGACACUCGCGUCUUCCACGGCAAGAAGCGAUUGAGGCUCCUCUGGGACAGAGACAAAAAGAAGGAGUCCUUCGUCUACUUCCAGGUGACUAAGCUAACCUUCCCCCCUCUCGUCUGCUCAUGUUCUGUAUGUAUGUCUGCGACUGACUAUGUGAAUGCCCAGAUCUGGACCAAAUCCGAUUUGGGUGCGGGUGGCGCCAUCAUCCAGGGCUUCGGGAUGAAAACCACCCUCGAGAAGGUCGACCCCUGGAAGAAGAUACCCCGCUCAUACGAGUCGCGGCUGGACGUCUUCACGCAAUGCUGGACCACCAUGACCAAGCAGCUCGAGGGGUGGGCGAGACACCGCACCUUCAGGUGCACUGUGCGCGACCACCGGGGCGAUUCCCACGUGCUGUGUCGCUACGUGACCCCCAUGAAGCCGCCAAAGGCCGUUGCCGGAGAUAAUGCCGUUAACCGGUUUGUCAGGUGAGCGUGCGGAAGAGACACGUGAGGUGGCUGACAUGGAUGUGGUGUGGUAUGUGGUGUGUGGUGGAAGGUGCAUUCCCUUUUGUGAGGGCUCCCGUGCCAAGGAUGAGUUCUGGACCACACCUGACUUUCUGGUCAACCUGAUGAAAGGGCCAGCCAUGGACCACACACUCCUACACGCAUCACUUCUGCUGUAUGCUAUGACACCUGAGACAGACAGAGACAUCAUCACCCCCGCCUUCAUCUCUGAUGUGCGUUUACUUACAUCACAGGGGCAUUCCCCUGUGCGCCUUUGUGUGCCUGGGGACUCUGUGGAACCGUGACAAGCACGCAUGGGUCAUGACGAUGCAGCGGAGCGGGCGGGUCUACUUCUGGGACACGGCCAAAGGCGCCAUAUACGAGCUGCCCGACCGAUUCCUCGCACCACAGGAGCUUACACAAAUCCUACCGUCCACACGCAUCUAUGAGCCAACUUCGGAAGGUAAGAUACCCCACCCCCAUGAGACAAAGAAAGGUUGGUCCAAGCGCCUCUCGUUCCCUCUCUGCGCUCGCAGGCGGCCGCAGCCCUGCUCGUGCUGCUGUGGUGAGCGGCGACCCGCGUGUGUGGUCGAGUCGGCACAUGAAGCACGCGGCCAGCGGGAGGGGGAUGGAGGUGCCCGACACCAUGCCAGCAUUGGUGCACUUCGAAAACACACCAAACCUCCCAUACAGGUAGACCAGUCUGCCUGCCAUCAGGGGCAGGAAGUGCCUCCCUCAAGUGUUCCUUCCGUUGGUGUGUGUGGUCAACCGUUGAUACCCACUACGCAGGUCGAUUGAGGUGAUAUUCAACGACCGUGACAUGUUUGCCAAUCUGCAGCACCAGGACCCGUCGGGCAUCUACUACGACUUCUGGGACCCUGACCUCUGGUACUCCUUCACCUACGGGGCCCCCAUCCACCACCCUGAUGAAAUCGUGACGCCACGUACGGGACGGGCGAAUGAACGCACUGACUGGCACGGCGGAUGAAUGCAAUGCCACCCACAGAAUUUGCCCUUUUGUGUGUCUCGGGGUCGGUCUGUCCCUAUUCUCAACAUCAUAUCAUGCAGCUCCGUGUUUCCAGCCCAAGAUCAUGUCGGCACCCAUGAGUGACGAAUGGACCGCCAGAACCAAACGGUACUUGCAGAAAAGCUGGCUAGACACACGCACACACACACACACACACGCAGAGCUCUGUGAUGCAACGCAGGUCCUUGUCGGAGAAGAUAAUGCGUUACAUCCAGGUGCAUCGGAACAGCAAGAAGAUCAUGACCCGAUGGGCCACCGACGCGGCGCUCCAGGGCUUCCUCGAGAAGGGCCUCAGGUUGUUGGAGCAGGUCGACACAUGCCCCCUUGAAGACUUCGACUUCAGCGUCGCUAAACUACAGGUAAGCAACCGAGCAGCCCACCACCAUUCCAUUCGCUCACCUUUUGGCUGCGUAGGAGUGGCGCCAAGUGCUGUAUUCCAAGACCCCUCUCAACCACCGGUAGUUGAAGGCAGCAACGACGGGAGGCCAUUCGUUCGCAGUCGUGUCUCUUUGUGGAUGUCGGUCAGUUUGCGCGGCGGGCCGGUCCGUUUCGCAUCUCGCGACCCAUCCCUCGUAGCCGGAGCGUAUUCAACAAAUUCGACUUCUUUGAAAUCAGAGACAAAAGCGGUCAGUCGGUCUGUAUGCAUGGGGACACGGAAACAAGCGACGCGCUCAUCUCCUAUUGGAAUGCAAUGCAGCUCAGUUUGCGAUCGCCGUGCACGUGGCUCCUCUGCCCAACGGGGUGGUGGCGAGCUAUGUGUACGUCAUCAUGAUGCAGCAGAUCAAGGUGAGACAGAAGAGACAGACAGACAUGUGCACACCUGCAAGUGUGUGUGUCUCUGUGUGUGUGUGCCUCUCUUUCUCUGUGUGUGUGUGUGCAGGAGAGCGAAGUCAAGUCCAUCCUCCGCAGCCGCAUGCAGAAGAAGCGACGGGCAAGACCACCACCAGCCCCGUCACCGUCACCAGCACCCCAACCACCAUCAGAACCGUCCCCCGCCCCGGCCCCCUCCGCCCCCCCACCAGCAUCCCCACAGAGACCACGGCGGUCAUAUCUGCAGUACAAAGAUGAUGAAGAGGAGGCCGAACGGCCUGCAGGACGAGUGCCUUCGGGCAGACGGCUAACCGUUAAGCCGCCAAGAGAUGGCGAGUCGGGUUCGGCGGAGGAGCCGCCGACAGAGGGAAUGGGUGGUGUUCAGCAGCGGCUGAGGGUGGGCAGUGUGGUGACCCGCCGGCAGUCCGUGACGAUGCAAUACCCGAGUGGGGGCGCGCCGCCGACGGCGAGGGAGCGGAAGCUCAAGCCGACGGCAGAGGCAGAGGGAGAGGGGGGAGUGGGUGAUGAGACGUGAAUUAUGUACGUGUGUCACACGAUUUCAUGGUCAUGCGACGAUUCGUUGACCUACCUUGGCUGUGGCACUCACUGCAUGCGAUAUCAUAUCGUCUGUGUACAUAUCUGACGUACGUGUCGACCUCCGCGUGUGGUCUCGGUGUCGAUUUGUGCGUGCCUUUACUUCAACAAAUGGG
This is a messenger RNA of Vitrella brassicaformis, 5875 nucleotides long. The record is from the annotation of a GenBank genome assembly. Lineage: Eukaryota; Vitrellaceae.